AUGGCGACAUUCUGCAUGCAGACCUUGGGCUGCGAAGUGUCCGCAAUUCAUACCGUGAACUACAGUAACCACGUCGGCUACCGCACCUUCACCGGCCGCAAAACUACCCCCGAAGAAGUCGCCGACCUCUACGCCGGCCUCAAGACCGCCCGUCUCGAUCACUUCGACAUGAUGCUGAGUGGCUACUGUCCUACCGCCGCCACGGUCGAACAAGUCGGUAAGAUUGGCAGAGACGCGAAAUUCCGAGCGUCGACGAAGCCAGGCUCGUUCUUCUGGGUGUUGGACCCGGUUAUGGGAGAUAAUGGGAGGUUGUAUGUCGCGGAAGAGACGGUGCCGGCGUAUAAGGGAUUGUUGCAGAGUGCAGAUUUGAUCUUGCCGAAUCAAUUUGAGGUGGAGGUCUUGAGCGGGGUGAAGAUAACGGGGUUGGGGAGUAUGGAAGAGGCGGUCAGAAAGUUACACCAGGAGUACACUCUGCCGCACGUUUUGAUCACGUCGAUACGGCUGCCUACAACACCUGGCAGCGACCGCGAUAAUGACAAAGCAGAGCUAUCCCUCAUCGGAUCAACCGCGACCUCGGACAACAGGCCGCGCCUCUUUCGAGUUACGGUCCCGGCCCUGCCUGUCUUCUUCUCCGGCACGGGAGACAUGUUCGCCGCAUUGCUCGUCGCGCGACUCCGGCAGGCCGCGGCACAAGCGGGCCUCCUCGAGAUAGCCAGUUGGCGGAGUCCAGACGAUGUUGCUGCACAGGAUCUCCCACUCGCGAAGGCGACGGAGAUGGUUCUGGCUAGUAUGCAUGCUGUGUUGAAGGACACGGCGGCGCAUUAUGAACGUGUCAAGAAGGGAUUGGACGAGGAGACGGAGCUCAAUGAAGGGAAGGGAGAGGAGGGGGCGAAGGAGAGGGAGAUGGAGAGACAUUUGAGGCUGACCAGGGCGGCGGAGGUGAGGGUUGUGAGGAAUGCGAGGGCGUUGAGGGAGCCGCUGGAUCUCGGGGACUUCAAGGCAGAGGCUGUUAAUGUUAGCGACUCCUGA
Fulvia fulva is the source of this 1029-nucleotide messenger RNA. RefSeq names its product Putative pyridoxal kinase. Gene Ontology annotation, cellular component: cytosol. The record is from RefSeq and is a predicted model, not a curated record. Bases 1 to 1029 code for a protein of 342 amino acids. The transcript is spliced from 2 exons. Gene Ontology annotation, molecular function: pyridoxal kinase activity. NCBI's taxonomy places the organism in Eukaryota, Fungi, Ascomycota, Dothideomycetes, Mycosphaerellales, Mycosphaerellaceae. Gene Ontology annotation, biological process: pyridoxal 5'-phosphate salvage.